UUAAAUUAUAAUAGUUGAUCGCAAGUUACAUUUCCCGUCAUCUUCCUGGGAGAACUCCAAAAGAUUUCGCAGACGAGAUAAGAGUAAAAGCGGCCAGCGAGGAAAUUCCCAUGAAAGCUCUGCUGAAUCCGGGUUCUUCUCUGUGUUCGAUCUCUUCUUUGCAGAUCAAGAGAUCUCUUCACUUCGACGGGCCGAGUUCUUCAUGUCUCCGCUUCCCUCUGAGCGAUCGAUGCCGUCCGUCGCGGCGGAGGCUCGCCGGUGGUUUGGCCGUGAGUGCCGUUUUGGAUUCCUCAAUCAUGGAGCAGUUAGGGCUAAAGGAAUCCGAUAUUGUGAACCCCGCUGUCUCUUCUUCUUACAGGAGGUCGACGCUUGCGAAGCCGAACCAAACCGUGCUUGACGCCCAAGCUAGGGUUUGCACCGGACCCACGCAGACCAGACCCCUCACCGAAGAACAGGCUUUCAAGGUGCUUGAUACUAUAUUACGAUCAGCUAGAGGGGAACUAAAAAACGAAGAACCAGUUUCUAACGCGCAACUGGGAGCGUUUUUUGCUGCGAUGACUAUCCGUGCAAAUGCUUUCCCUGAGGAAACUCAAUGGAGUGAAGGUGAACGGCGGGCGAUGAGUGUGCUCUGGCCACUCCUGGCUCGAGUGCUGCCUUCUGAUGUUCUCUUCAUUGCGGAUCCUGAAGGCUCUAUUAUGGGUGUGGGGAAUUCAGUUGGACCAAAUUUUGCAGGCAAUGGAACUACUGAAAUGAGACUGGUUGGUGCCCUAAGAGAAAUUUUAGCUGGAGGGCACCUAGGGUAUGAAGAGGUCCAGGGUGUUUUAAGAGAUGUUCUUCCACUCGUGACAGAAGAUAGUCUAUCCUCAGGAGUUAGUGAGGCCUUGCUUUCUGCUUUUUUGAUCGGCCAACGUAUGAACAGAGAAACAGAUCGCGAGCUUAAAGCUUACUGCCUCGCAUUGGAUGAUGAACUUGGAGCUCCUCCAGUUGCUGACGUCAAAUCAUUAACCCAUUAUGGCGAGCCUUAUGAUGGAAAUACUCGUUACUUUCGAAGCACCUUGUUUGUUGCUGCAGUUAGAUCCUGCUAUGGCGAAUCUUCAAUGCUUCAUGGGGUGGAAUGGAUGCCACCUAAAGGGGGUGUGACUGAAGAACAAAUGCUAAAGUUUAUGGGAGCAAAUACAAGCUUGUCCCUUCAGCAUGCAAAGGAACUCAUCGAGGACGAGAAGGCUGGAUUUGCAUAUCUUAGUCUACGGGAAGCUCGACCAUCCUUUUAUUCUUUGGUUGGGGUAAGGGAGCAUAUAAAGAAACGCCCUCCACUGGCAACGACAGAGAAAGUUCAACAAUUUGUGAGGGCCACAGGGAAGGAAGCGAUUGUGGCUGGGUUUUACCAUGAAGGCUACGAAGAGCCUUUGUUAAUGCUUAUGAGAAGAAGAGGUGUACAUUCGGGAUUGGUGAUUAAGGGUGAGGAGGGAGCCCUCUCGAUGACGACACGAGUGCGAGCAGCAACUGUCUCUAAAGGGCUACCGGUUAACUAUUGCUCCGGGUUUCGUUCUUUGAGUUCAGAAUCUGCUCUCGAAGUUGACGCAGGGGUGUCGAGGCAAAGUUUCAGUCUGGAGGUGGAUGCCAGGGAAUAUGGGUUUGAGCCAACAGAGACUCCAAGAACUGAUCGAUCGGUGGCGAAGAACAUAGAGCUGGGGCUGGCGGCUCUUCGGGGCGAGAAAGGGCCGGCAUAUGAUAGAAUAGUGUUAAACGCAGGGAUGGUGGAUCAUUUGCUGGGAUGCCAAGGUGCAGAGGAUGUCUCUGUGGCUAUGGAGAGAGCCAGAGAGGCCAUUGACAGUGGGAAAGCUCUUAGGAAGCUUUUGAAUUACAUUGAAAUUUCUCGCAGGCUGAAGCAUUACCCCUCGUAAAGAAUUGGUCAGUCAGGACAAAUCCUUCAGCAGAGCCUUCUCCACCCAAAGAAAGAAUACAACUUUUUCUUUUCUUUGAAAAAAAAUUUACCCUUUACGGGUAGAUAGAAAAUUUUCAUAGUCGAAUGUUCUCUUUUGUGGAAUUCAUAAUUGAAUCUUAUCUUGGGACAGAUGUUGGGCACACCACAGAAGCCUAAGCUCGGCAGCGGCUGUAAAGGGUUUAUGUUGAAUUAUGGUUCGAAGUUAUCAAUUAUGGCAUUUGGGUGUGUUUCUGUGUAAAACUCGUGACAGUCCUUGCAGUUAAUUCCGUGUUCAUGAAUCCGGUGGAAGAACAUGUUGCCGUAUCUUGUCAUUAUUGCAAUUUUUUUCCUAACA
Molecule: messenger RNA, 2279 nt
Organism: Tarenaya hassleriana
Lineage: Eukaryota; Viridiplantae; Streptophyta; Magnoliopsida; Brassicales; Cleomaceae
Product: anthranilate phosphoribosyltransferase
Exons: 10
Coding region: 111-1904 (597 amino acids)
Biological process (GO): GMP biosynthetic process
Cellular component (GO): cytosol
Molecular function (GO): GMP synthase activity
Source: RefSeq, a predicted model, not a curated record